Molecule: messenger RNA, 1071 nt
Organism: Cercopithifilaria johnstoni
Lineage: Eukaryota; Metazoa; Nematoda; Chromadorea; Rhabditida; Onchocercidae
Source: the annotation of a GenBank genome assembly
AUGAGGAAGAAGCAGGCGAGACCCGCAAAACGGCUUGCCGGCGGAGUGUUUUCUGAGGAAGAUGGCUCAACGGGGGAUUUUAAAGAGCUACUCUCUCCGGCAUGGCGUUCUCCGUCAUUCUCUCCUCCUCCUUAUAGCAGAGCCAUGUCGGCAAUGGAAGAACCGGAUAAAUCGACGGGAAAUCUUUUUUGCGCAUCUUCCAUCCAAAAUGCGGGAGUUGCCUUCCAUGAUAAUGCUCCUCCCUUGAAACUUCCUAAGCAUGAGCCGGAUGAUUUUGGGAAAUGUGUUGGGGAAUGCGCGCGAUUUCUCAGAUCGCAGUUCGCUCAUCGUGGAUCCGUCAAUGGACAGAGUCCCCGUAUUCCCGCAGCCUGCCCAGUCCCAAUUAUUUCUGAUGCCAAUGACCACCAUGAGUCCUUCCUUUCCGCAUUCACUGCAAAUGGAAAUUCCACGCAGAGCAAUUUAUUUGAUAUUCCCUGUGCAAGUACUUCUAGAGCCGACGGGUCUACUGAGUCAACGGAUUCGGAAUCUCCACUGAAACGUUUGGAACGAUGUGUUCGGGUUAAUAGUGAGGCGAGAUGUUCAACUUUUGGGCUUUACAGAAGCAGUAAACCCUCUGCGUCUACAAGAUAUGCUUUCACACAAUCGUGCACUAAUGCUAAUUCAAUGAAAUUGCCCUUUGGAUACGAUUCAACGAAGACAUCAGCAUCAGAUGCUUUAGAUGAAUUGUCGCAAUUGGUACAUCGAAUUGGCACGGCAAAAUUGCCGGUGCCAGCAGCGCCCAGCAAAUGUGUUCCUAACAGCAUCACUGGUAAUAUUUUCACAUGUCUAAAAUGUGCUCAGCGAUUUGAUACACUUGAUGAAUUAGUGCUACAUAUCAGUACAACAAAACAUUUCACACGCGGAUCAACCAAAAAUAUUGAAGCCGUAGCGCCAUGGGAAAGGGAUCGAGCAGCAGCAAAUUUCGAGAAACAAAUGGCUUCAUCAAAUUUUCUAGCAUCUUUAUUUUAUCCACAAAAAUGUUUUAAAGUACCACAAAAUCUAUCACAAAAAAGCAUCGACAAUAAUUUUUGA